AUGGAUGUAACUAUCAAAAAUGCCACGACAGAAGGCGAAAGCAAAAAUGACGAAAAUGACAAACCCCCAGAACUUAAUACUGACCCUGGAAUAAUUACACAUUCGAACGUAAUUGUCCAGGAAUCCAAAACCUCCCAGGAUAAAAACAGUUCUGCCCAAAAAAGUGAGGAGAAGUCACAGGAAAGCAUGGAGAACUCCCAAAACAGUUUAGAAAAUCUCCAAAAAAUCAAGGAAAAAAUACAAAGCAGUAUUGAGAGCCUUGAUAAUAACGAAAACAGACAUCCAAACUUGAACCGUACCGCCAGCGAUGAUAAAUCGGAAGAGUACAUGGAUGCGGUGGAUAAUGCUCAGACACCCCCAACACAAAACAAUGAUAAGCCCCAGGAAGGGGAUGUUAACAACGAGUCGUCCGCAGUAAACUCCAAUCAGGACAAUGCAACAGGCCAAACGCCAAAUAGACAACCCUUCCAAUCCGAAUACAUGACGGAACAGAAUCACCCUACAAAAAUGGUAAUCAAAAGGAUCAGUCUACCGGCAAAUACACAAACCAAAAAUAAAGAAAACAGAUACAAAAAGUAUGGAGAAAGCUCAAAAAAGAGGUGA
Psylliodes chrysocephalus is the source of this 603-nucleotide messenger RNA. NCBI's taxonomy places the organism in Eukaryota, Metazoa, Arthropoda, Insecta, Coleoptera, Chrysomelidae. The record is from the annotation of a GenBank genome assembly.